Messenger RNA from Bombus terrestris (buff-tailed bumblebee), 1857 nucleotides. RefSeq names its product palmitoyltransferase ZDHHC6. Gene Ontology annotation, molecular function: palmitoyltransferase activity. The transcript is spliced from 7 exons. Gene Ontology annotation, biological process: protein palmitoylation. Gene Ontology annotation, cellular component: Golgi apparatus. NCBI's taxonomy places the organism in Eukaryota, Metazoa, Arthropoda, Insecta, Hymenoptera, Apidae. The record is from RefSeq and is a predicted model, not a curated record. The coding region runs from base 88 to 1224 and encodes 378 amino acids.
AUCGCAAGCAUUGUUCGUUCGCAGGCGUAACAAAUACCUGGUUUUCAGGAUUCGAGGAAUAUUUUAGGAUAGUUUUAUGGUGACGGCAUGUGUGUCGAUCCGUUAAAGAAAAUAUGCCAUUGGGGUCCGCUCACUGCUCUUGGAAUUAUAAAGAUAAUUACUUUGAUGACAAUACAUUGUAGUAGACAGUGGUGGCCACCGCAAGAAAGUUUCUUUGGAGCAGUUAAUUUUAUUCUUUUCUUUUGUCUUAGUGGCUCUACUCUCUUCCAUUUUAUUAGUGCUAUUUACGAAGGGCCUGGGUUUCUUCCAUUAAAAUGGAUGCCGGGAAAAGUGACAGACACCCAAUAUUUACAAUAUUGUUCUGUUUGUGAAGGAUACAAGGCACCAAGAUCUCAUCAUUGCAGAAAGUGUGGUCGUUGUGUUAUGAAAAUGGAUCACCAUUGUCCAUGGAUAAAUAAUUGUGUAGGACAUUACAAUCAUUGUCAUUUUACAGCAUUUUUAGCAAGUGCGGUUGGUGGGUGUUGUGUUUCCACAUUUACACUAGUUUCUUGGGUGAUGACUGUGUUAUCAUUGAAACCAUUAUUAUUUCCACCACCUUCUAUAUUUAUUCUGAUAUUAGUUAUCUUCAGUAUUGGCUUGUCAAUUGGUGUUAUUCUUGCUGUUGGAACAUUACUUUAUUUUCAACUACUAUCAAUAAUAAAAAAUAGAACAGAAAUAGAAGCUUGGAUUUCAGAGAAAGCUCAUUAUCGAAGAUUUGGAACUAGAGACAAAUUUGUUUAUCCAUACUCAAAAGGAUGGCGCUUUAAUUUACGGCAAGUUCUUACAUGGGAUUGUACACCGGUAGGUGAUGGAAUUCAUUGGCCUGUUGUCGAAGGUUGUGACCAGUAUACUUUAACGCGGGAACAAUUAGCUCAGAAAAAAGAUAAACGAAAGAGAGCUAAGACUUAUAGAGUUAUAGAAGAAGCAUAUGGAUCGCGUUUACCAUUAACACACGGUUGGGGUGUACUUUGUCAUCCACCUUGCACCGAUGAACCCCGUAUUAAGCUCAAAGUUGGUGAUAUCGUAAUCGUAACGCGAUGGAGGAAAUACUGGUUAUUUGGAGAGAAGAAGCAAAACGAGGAGAACGAGAAGCAAGUACGAACUCGUGGUUGGUUCCCACGGCCUUGUGCCAUUGAAGUGAUUGAGAACGAAGCAUAUUCCUCCGCCUUAACAAAAUCAGAUUAAAACAUUCCUUCUCUGUGUAGAGAUUUUAUAGAGCAUUUAUGAAUGUACCAUUGAACAGACGGGAAUAUUUUUAUCUAGUGUCUUGUAUGUAAGUGUUUACGAUGGAUGAGUGUCUUUAAAAAUUGUAAUGAUUUAAUAUAGAAGAAAUUUGCUUUAGAACAAUUAACAUUUGAAGUACCAGUUACUAUAUUUAUUACAUAAGCGACGAGAUUAAAUUACUUUUAAAGUAACUUGCACAAAGUAAGAUUUCAUUGUACUUUUUCAUUUCUUUUUUUUUUUUAUAUAAAUAUAUUUGUGAUAAUGUGUAUUUAAAAUAUAUGCAGAAUGAAAAAUUUUAUUACAUUUUUGUAUAUGAAGGUUUAGUAACGGGAACUGUGUUUAAUAUACAACUAUGUGUAAAUAUUUUGUCAUUGUUAUUACUGUUGUAAAUAACACUUUCGUUAUUUGUGCAACAAUGACUCGAGUGGCAUUUUUUAAUUCAUCUGGUACAAAAGAUUUUAAUAAUAUAAAUUCGUAAUUUGUGAUUCGUAGUGAUUAACUUAUUCUUCGAAUAAUUAUAAAAUAAUACAUUUUAUCGAAUUACAUUUUUAUGAAUUUUGUAAUCAAUGAAUAAAUGUUUCGCUGAAAACCGUG